AUGCCAUCUGCCAAAUUCUUGAUGGAUCAUCAAAAAUAUAGGAAAAGUGGUUGGCUCUACAAACAAGGAGGUUCCUAUCGUUCCGUUAAAAAACGUUUUUGUAUUUUAUUGGCCAAUGAAUUGUUUUACUUUUCUAAAGAAGAUGAUGAAGAACACAAAGGAAGUAUUGUACUGAGAGGACCUGUCAAUCGAAGCUCCAUUGCUGUUGAAGUGAAAAAUUUAACUCUCAAAAAUUGUAUUGAAAUACCAAGUGACAAGAGAACGUAUUUGAUUUGGGCAGAUUCCGAAUAUUUAGCAGGAGAAUGGGCAGAAGCUCUCAAUGAUGCCUACAGAGAAUUCUCUUCAGUGAGUGGUAGUUCUUCGUUCAAAGAUCCUUCUUCUGUCAUGUCGUCUCUCAAUCAUUCAAGUUAUUCAUCACACCGUGUGAAUGGUGGAAGUGGUGCUGAUGAAGAUAAUCUUGAUGAUGAUUCUGUGGGUGUCCAUCAUGGAAUGGAUAUGUCUGAUUCAUUUUCAUUGGCAUUGGAAAGAAAACCUUUAACGAAUAAGCAAUUGAUAGAAUCAACCAUUGAUCAAAAAGACAAAUUUGAAAACACAAAUUAUGUAUUUGAGAAUAAUUGUUGUAUUCAUUCAUCCAUUAGUUGCAAUGUGUAUACCGUAGACGCUUUACAAAAUACAUCUAGUGGAAAUAAUAUUGUUAAUGCAGUCUCUAAAUAUUUGGUCACACGAAAAAGACAAUAUGGAAAUAAGAUGACUUUGGACAAUGCCAUGAAUGUGGCAAAAUCAGGCGAUACUCUCAUCUUAAAACCAGGAAAGCAUUACAUUCCAUCCACCUUACUUAUGAAUCGAUCUCUAAAUUUAAUUGGUGAAUCUGAUGAAAAUAACAAGUGUGAAAUCAUCUUGCUACAAGAUGGAACCAAUGAUCGACAGGGACCACAACCAACCAUUUGUUUCAAUGCUCCAUUUUCUUAUUGCAGAAAUAUUACUUUCAUUCAUUAUCGAAAUGAUACUAUUAACAGUAAGAUUACUCUCGAUCCAUCGAGUACGACCACUACUGCAUCUCAAGCGAGUAUUGCAAAAGGAAGAGUAGAAGCUCAUGAAUCAGUCAUGUCAACCAAUUUUAUUCUCGAUAAUCAAAGUGACGCUACAGAUAAUCAUUCACUGUUUGAUUGUUGUUGGGUCACUGGAACACAGACAUGUGUCUAUUUUAGAAAAUGCACUUUUCUUGGUGGUCGGAAUGGUUUAGUUUCUUCUAUCAAUUCCUCUUCCACAGUCGAUCAUGAAUGUGUUUUCAAAGAUCAAAAGAACCAUUCCAUCAUUUUAACACAACAAGCCAAGUUACAGGUCAAAGGAAAUUCAACCAUUUACGGAAAUAUUUGUACCAUGCACCAAUCGAGUGCUGAAAUUUUUGCCACCACCAUCUAUUCGCCCAAUAUCAGUGCUUUGGAUGAAUCAUGCCUUAAUUUACACCAUAACAUUUUCCAUUUACCAACGAUCAAAUUGAUAACGUUUAAUCAAUCUUCUCAUCUACAACAACAGCAACAAAUGCUUAAAAACAAACUCGUUCACAACUCCUUCAAGUCGGUGCAAGAGGAUGAUCAAGCAUCUUCGUCACUUUGUAAAAUAUCAAUCAUGGGUCAAUCCUGUCCAAUAAUAGAUGACAAUCAAGUUACAAACAAGGGUGAAACAUCACUCAUUUAUCUAUUCCAAACAAAGCAAAAUAUGAAAAACAUGCUUAUGAAGUCUCCACCUUCAAAUACAACUAUUCUGGUAGCCUCUGACUUCCUAAAUUAA
Messenger RNA from Naegleria lovaniensis, 1791 nucleotides. RefSeq lists its product as uncharacterized. The record is from RefSeq and is a predicted model, not a curated record. The coding region runs from base 1 to 1791 and encodes 596 amino acids. The transcript has 3 exons. NCBI's taxonomy places the organism in Eukaryota, Heterolobosea, Eutetramitea, Acrasida, Naegleriidae.